Drosophila melanogaster (fruit fly) is the source of this 5956-nucleotide messenger RNA. RefSeq names its product activated Cdc42 kinase-like (gene Ack-like). The transcript is spliced from 7 exons. Gene Ontology annotation, molecular function: ATP binding; protein tyrosine kinase activity; non-membrane spanning protein tyrosine kinase activity. The record is from RefSeq and is marked reviewed. Lineage: Eukaryota; Metazoa; Arthropoda; Insecta; Diptera; Drosophilidae. Gene Ontology annotation, biological process: embryo development ending in birth or egg hatching; morphogenesis of an epithelium.
AUACUUAUUGCAGCAAAAAAACAAAAAACAAUGCAGACGCACACGAGAGUGUAAAAUGGAGUAUCCACAAAUUGAUUUAUACGAAUUCCUCACUGAGUCCGAACUGCAGCAGUACUACAAUGCCGUCAAAAACGAAUUGAAAAUAACGAACGCGGCCCAAUUUAAGUAUGCAGCGGACGAGGAUUUGCGUUUCAUCGGACUCUCGCGCCCGGAAAUCCGGAGGCUGCGUAAGUUCUACGAGAAGCAUUUUCCCCACAGCUACCUCAGCAAGAUCAAGCGUCUGCUGCAGGCGCCUGGCACUAUGGUUAAGCGGGAAGAGGCGCCCGGCGGCGGAAGUCAGGUGGCGCUGGAUGGCAGUAGUGCCUCUGCAUGCUCCUCUCUGGCCGCCAAGAACGGAGCCAGUUCUCCGAGCAAGGUGCCCAACAACAAGCACAUUAUACCGGCGGACUCCAUUAGUGUAAACAAACAGUUGGGAACCGGCGAAUUUGGGAUCGUCCAACAGGGAGUCUGGUCCAAUGGCAACGAACGGAUCCAAGUGGCUAUUAAGUGCCUGUGCCGAGAGCGCAUGCAGUCAAAUCCCAUGGAGUUCCUUAAGGAAGCGGCCAUCAUGCAUUCCAUCGAGCACGAGAAUAUCGUGCGCCUAUAUGGCGUUGUCCUGGCCACUGACUCGCUCAUGCUGGUCACUGAGCUCGCCCAUCUGAGAUCACUGUUGGAAUGUCUCAAGGAUUCGGGACUGCGAGUCAGUUUCCUCACCAUACCCACGCUCUGUGAGUUCGCCCUACAGAUCUGCAAUGGAAUGCGCUAUUUGGAACAGAAGCGCCUCAUCCACAGAGACCUUGCGGCGCGAAAUAUUUUAGUGUUCAGCAAGGACAAGGUCAAGAUCUCCGACUUUGGCCUGUCGCGGGCACUGGGCGUGGGCAAGGACUACUACAAGACCAAUUUCAACGUGAAUUUAAAGCUGCCGAUCGCAUGGUGUGCGCCCGAGUGUAUCAAUUAUCUGCGCUUUACCAACGCCUCAGAUGUGUGGGCCUUUGGAGUUUGCCUGUGGGAAAUGUUCUCCUACGGCUUUCAGCCCUGGGCGGCACUUACCGGCUUGCAGAUACUCGAGGCCAUUGAUGCACCCAACUACCAGCGGCUUGAACAGCCCGACUGCUGUCCCAGCGAGUAUUAUACAUUAAUGAUGAAGUGCUGGCAGGAUGACGCUGCCAAGCGACCGCGCUUCGGUGAAAUCUAUGACCAACUGCCCGAUAUGAAGCCAGAGCAGCUUAAAGCUGUAGUGAAUUGCACAGAACCCAAAAAGGACCAUCUACUUUAUCGCCAGGGCGAUAUUAUUAGCGUUCUAGACCGCAAUACGGGCACACCCUUCUGGAAAGGAGUGCUUAGCACUGGCAAAACAGGCUACUUCAACCCCUCCAACACUGUGGCAUUCCUCGAAGGUCUGCCCAGCUCCACUCGUGAUUCAUUCAGCCGGGUGAGUGACCACAGAAUCAGCAAACGCAAGCUGCGCACUGAGAUGAUAUCGAAGCCACAGAACGACUUCAAGCACACCGGCCACGUAGGUAUUGACGGAGCAACAUUUGGAGACAUCGCAUUCCUGGGAAGUUCGCAGAAUUACAAUCACGUACCCAAACAGAUAGUGACGCCCUAUAAACCCUCGGAGGACAUUGAACAAACACCUCUCCUACUGCCGCCCACGCCCACUAGUCCUGACUCUCUUCAGACUGCCAGCGGGUAUUUCCCAGAGGGUGCCAACAGCGGAGGCGCCAUGGGCACCUCCAUGAACCCCACCUUCAUUCCAUCCGCUGAACACACGCCCAAGCUGAUAGCUACCAAUGGCCAGAGUUCAUUCGACUUUGCCAGCGGGUCUACAAAUCCGUUUUUUCCUAACAGAGGAGACGAUGAACUGGAGUUUGGCUUGCACAACUAUGGUGCGGAUGGGAAAAGUGUCCAUUCGGAGACGGGCUGGCGCCCCACCUCUCGAAGUAUUGUAGAUGAUCCUCAUGAAUACCACGAGAUAUCAGAUGAUGAAAUAGCGGCUGACAAGCUGGACUUUGGGCCCUCGCUGCUGGACGAGAUUAACUCGAUGUUUGGAUCGAUAAGCGCUGCUACAGGCAGUCAUCCCAAGUCACCCGGAUUUGAUCAUGUGAACAAUAAAAAUGAGAUUACGGAAAUGUCCGCCAAAUUGGGUCAAAAAAGUGGUGACACCAAUGGUAAUAAACAUGGCCAUGGACUGCUGCCCACGCUCUCGAAAAAGAAAUCGUCGGGAACUGUGAAACCUAUUUCUGUGAAGGAUGAAAAGAUUCUCAACCAUGCCAUCGAGAUAGCCAACGAAAUUAGUGCUAGGUCGAUGAUUGAUCUGGUCUCUGAUCAGACACCUGUCAUCCACAGUCCUAAGCGCAAAUUUAGUUUUAGGUUUCCGCACUUGAGUAAUAAUGGAAGCGGCGACAAGUCUGGCGGAUUAGGAACCAGCGGCUCUGCCCACACGCCCACCCAUGGCAAUGCUUCGCCUUUUCCCAAGAAAAAGAAUUUCACCGAGGAACUGCAGAGCAUUCCGGAUAUACAGCGUUUCCGCUCGCUGAGCGAAAUCAAAAACAGCACCGAUCUACGUGUACCCAUCUUUGACAAGGAGAGCUCCGAUUUUCUAUUUCAAAAGUCGCGCGAGAUCCUUAGCAGGCCAUUGAAUCUGGAACGUGAGUGCGGGGAUGAACAGCCGCCGAAGAGUAUUGACGACAAUAUCAUGGACAUUGAAAACACACUGAAAGCGCUCAACUUGGACUUUAUGCACACCUACACAGAGUUAGAUAAAAGCGACUCCAACGACACGAUCCUCAACGACCAGCUGCCGCACAUGGCCAGUCUGGACGACGGGAUCAGCAGUGCUACCGGAAGCCUAAAGUCAGCGGUGUACAGCUACAGCAACGGUGUGCAAACCAUGUUCGAUUUUAAUGCGGCAACCAGUCACCUGGACAAGCACCUCCAGUACAUGCAUAACCAGGCCCAGCUAAGCGCCGCUGCCCCCGUCGAUCCCAAGCCUAUGGAUGACAAACGGUCGAGCACUCCAGACACGGGAUUCGCAUCGCGCGACACUAACAUCUCGUUGUCUCGUCGUAGCAGUCAAAAGUCCAGCUAUAGUCCUCAGGAAAGUUUUCAUUUUCCUUUGAAGGGCGAGCCCCUGUUUAGCGCACCACCAGUGGUUAUGUCAGGAGGAUAUGCCAGCCUCAAGGAUGAGCUCGGUUACGAGAGAUUCGGAAACGGAGCCACCAAGCAGAUGCUGGCCAGCGCCUCGCCCAUUAAGUCCGGAGUGGGCUUGAAUGCUAGCAGUGGCUCUGUUUAUAUGGGAUCCAAGGGCUACCGCCAGCGUUCAACAUCAUUCAAUGAGAGCUUCCAUCCCAUUUCACCGGUUCUCUCUGAACCGCCCCAGCGGGAGAGGGGCGUGAUCCAGCGACAAGUGAGGUUGGAGCAACAGCAGCCUUUGCCACGACGCUCCGCAUCGUAUAAGCCCCGUUCGAUCAGAGCUCGCACUCUAAGGCGAUUAAGUUACAAUCCAAUGACCCUGGACUCGAGUUCAUCCAGCGGCGAGGAGCCUGUCAAGCCAAGCCUGGCCCGUUCCGAGUGCGACAUCCGUGCCAGAGUGGCGGCCAGCUCGAAUUCGUCGUUGGGCAGACGGCGCCGGGCGGGAAUGAAUCGUCAGGUGCAGUCCGCAUGCCACGACGAACGUGAGGUUAUCAUAUCUCCUCGACAAAUGUACGGAUCCAAUUCGAGCAUCAAAUCGGCGCCGCACUAUAAUAUUGGAGGGCAAAGACGCAGCUUUCACAGAGGAGGACCUGGUGUUAUGGGUGGCGGCUAUGAGCAGUUCCAAUACGACGAGCGCAUUUACGAUUUUGGAGGUCGUGGUCCGGGCAAUAACUACAACAUGGCCCAAGCGAGUUAUUUGAGCUCUAGUCAAAAGCCCAGUUACCUUUUAAAUGGAUCCGAAUUGCCCGGAUCCGGGUCGGGUUCGUCUUCAGCUGCUUCGUCGGCAGUGCAGGCCACCUACAGGCCAGGAGCAGGAACCUCUGUACAGCGACCAAUGAGCGGUGGUGCUGCUCUGCACGAGUUCGACAUUAGUCGUCUGACGGGAAAGAGUCCCACUUCCACCAACUUCGUGGGAAGUUCGCCCGAAGAACUGAAACAGCGCCAGCUUUCUGUGGGCUCCCUUCAGACGCCAAAUAACAAGGUAGCGAAGCCCCAGCGACCCACGGAAUUCCACUGGCCGGAGAAGAUACAUGCAUCGGCGGUAAAGCAGCACGAGAUGCACUGGCGACAGGUGCACCAGCAGCAGUCGCUGCCCACAGCAUCGAUUAUCACAGCAGCGGUUGGUGGAGCAGUUUCAGCCCGAAGAUCUAGUGAUAGCUCUUCCUCGUCGAGCACCGAGAGCGGGGAUGAGUUCCAGUUUCGGCGCGAGUUUGUGGCGCCGCGAAUUCCGCCCAGUCCGGCUCCAUAACUAAGGAAAAUGCUGAAAUACGUUCUCAAUUUACUGUUUGGCAAUGUGAUGUCCGAUUAAGGCGAUGGCGAUGAGGAGAUGGAGAGAUGCGAAUUGAAUACGGCAAGUCGUGGUCACGAAUGGAUGCUCCGCAAGGAGCUUGGCGAUGUUGUGUUUGUGCUACUGUCUGUGUGUGAGGAAGGGAGCGUAGAGUGUUGGCGUCGAAGAGUAAAUUGUAGAAGUAUUUACAGCGAAUAGAUUAUAUAUUUUUUGGAUUUGAAUUUUUUGAAGCGAGAUGAGAGUGUGCCUUAUAGGAAAACACCGAAGACCUCUCAGAACAGAUAAUAAUGAUGUGCAGAUCAGCUGCAUACCUUCCAAACUUCCAUUACAUCAUCUAUCACAUGGUUCAUCAUCACCAACGGCUAAACUCUUUUGUAUCAAUAAAAGCGGUGUUCUUUUUCCAGUUCGAUAAAGUAUGUGAAAAUAUAGUGGUCUGUAAUUAGAUUUGGACUUCUGAAACUAAUUGUAAAACGCCCCAAUUCAUCAAAUUCUAUCUAAUUUGAAAAAGAUAACACCGCGAAAGUUUUCUCCGCAAUUUCUCAAACAGAAAAUAAAUUAAUAGCCUUACGUCAAUAUACCAAACGUUUCUUCAACUUUUCACUACAAACUAGCAUAUAUAACAAAGAUAAUGGCUUCCAAACGGAAUAGAAAAUGUUCAAGAAUUUUAUAAAAUGAAACCCAACAAGAGCUUGGUUGUCGAAAACAGUAUUGCAAGGCACACGAAAAAAACACAUAACACCUACACUUUUUGAGGGGAAUCCAACUAGACAGGGUAUUACCUAUUGCCGAUGAGAGCUGAGUCCUUAGAGCCCACGGUAGUUAUAAGUCACACACAGACACUGAAAACAACUAGACAGACAGACAGUCACCCACACAAAACUGUUGACAAUCCUCACAACUUGUCCACAUCCAAAGACAUUCGUCGGAGCAAGAAUCCCGUACGGAUUAUGUGCCAUAUCCUGACGCUUGCAUUUUUUAUGAAACCAAAGCUAAAGCGAAACCAAAAGCAAAAACCAAAAACAAAACCAAACAAGUUAGACGAUACCGAAACCAAGAGAAGCAUUUACGCUCACUUUAACUAGAGUGUCGAACCCUAAGUAUCUUUUAAGAUUGAAGAUAUUGAAGAGUCAAGUAUUGGCAUACUAACCAAAAUGAAACCGAAAGCAAAACUAAAAUAACCUUCAAUUGAAUUGCCGACGGCUGCAAGGGUCGAACGUUUUUGAUAACCUCACUAAGAAUAUAUUAUAUGAAUUAAACUUACUAAAAGAUUUUCGCAUUCUAUGCAUUUAUGAAUAACAUUAAAAUGAGAAUAUUAUAUACAGAUUAUAUAUACACCUACCUAAAUCUAAAUCAACCUAAUUAUAUGUAUACAAAUAUUUAGUACGAAAAUCGUAAUGUAAGCAUUGCGAAACAUGAUAUUCUAAACUAUGCGUU